This is a messenger RNA of Colletotrichum godetiae, 1164 nucleotides long. RefSeq lists its product as uncharacterized. The coding region runs from base 1 to 1164 and encodes 387 amino acids. The record is from RefSeq and is a predicted model, not a curated record. Lineage: Eukaryota; Fungi; Ascomycota; Sordariomycetes; Glomerellales; Glomerellaceae. The transcript has 5 exons.
AUGGAUAAACGAAAUCCGACGCCUCUGACAACGGUUGGAUGCCAGCCGACCAAGGAACGAGUCGACGACGAUGUGAUUUAUCUAGGUACCUACAAAGGGCGCCAAAAGAGCUAUCAGAAGACAACCACUUCAACCUCCACACUGGAAAUACUUGCCGAGAUGACCUACAAGCAUGUAAAACUGGGGGUGAUGAAGGACUCGUCUCAACCACGUCGAGCUGUGUAUGGAUUCUUUGACCCAACCUCGAGCAUGCCCACGUCGGUUGGUUAUCGUGCCGAGACCAAGCUCAAUUCAGACAAAGGCUUGGUCAAUUUUGUCCAGGACGACCCAUUGCUUGUGAGAUUCACAGAGCCGUUCUUAACCUCGGGCGCUUUCGCGUUCGCCAAGGGUUUUGACGGGAUCGUACUGCCAAUCAACGUCAAUGCAGCAGAUCAGAUGUCAGAUCACGACAGAAACCAUUGGAUUCUUGCAAUCGUCAACUGGAAAACGGAGAGAUUCGACGCCUUUGGAAUGCAGUCAACUGCCUUUUCUCGAUGGAGCAAAAGGGUCGAUGAAUACGUCUCGGAACUUCGCGGCGCAGUGAUGCAACUCGAGAAGAGAUCUCACGAAGUAGGACUCGUUUGUUCUGUUCUUGAUGUAUCGUGUUUUACUCUCAUCAGUCAGCUGGGACCUCAUGUAGAGGAUUCCCCCGAGCCCGAAACCAGCGGUCGUAAUUCACGUCGGCUUAGCCAAGCAUUACAUGAUAAGGAGACUGGUGUCGGGUUCGACUGUCAAGCCAAUUCAAUCCCUGCGGGAGUCCUCCAUCAGACGGCACCAGAUCGUAUGGCUCAGAAGGGCUAUCGACAACGACAGUCCCCGUUGAGGCAGCCAAACAACUGGAAGCAGGGCGGCAGAAGGUCGUACCAAACGGGAGAAAGAAAGACAGUACGCGAGCAGCCAAUCGAAGGCUUUGCCGGGGUUGUCGUGGGAUAUGCAUGGAGGGAACAGUCGUCGACGGCGCAGGGGCUGUUUCAUUACCCGCCGCCCCUUUCAAAUUCCUCCAAUGCGAAAGAAAGCUGCAGAAUCUGGUAUUCCAAGAAUGCAUUUGGGAUUUCCAAAGACUACAUUUUGUUUGCGGAUUCUGGAAAUAACCCUAGACAGGACUGCGGCUCUGAAACAGACUAG